Monopterus albus (swamp eel) is the source of this 2233-nucleotide messenger RNA. Its product is annotated as cyclic AMP-responsive element-binding protein 5-like. The transcript is spliced from 10 exons. Bases 76 to 1590 code for a protein of 504 amino acids. Gene Ontology annotation, biological process: regulation of DNA-templated transcription. Gene Ontology annotation, molecular function: DNA-binding transcription factor activity. Lineage: Eukaryota; Metazoa; Chordata; Actinopteri; Synbranchiformes; Synbranchidae. The record is from RefSeq and is a predicted model, not a curated record.
ACAGAAGGUUUUGAUGAAAUGUGCUGAGUCUGCUCAUCUUGUACGAGUGUUGCUGAACCAAGGGGUGUGUAUGACAUGAAUGAAAAACAGGACAGGCCUUAUGUGUGCAGCGCCCCAGGCUGCUCUCAGUGCUUCCAGUUGGAGGAGCAUCUGAUCAUUCACAGACACAAGCAUGAGAUGACCCUCAAGUUCCCCUCCAUUAAGACGGACAGAGCUUUUGCAGACCAGACUCCGACACCAACUCGGUUUUUGCAGAAUUGUGACGAGGUUGGUCUUUUCAAAGAGAUAGAGGAAGAGUUUCUUCAAGCAGAAGAAGAAGAAAAGAGCAAACAGGUGCUUUCCCAUAAUGGGGCGUCAUGUAUAAACCAACACCAGCUCAAACCCCAGCUUCAGCUCCAGCACCCACCCAAGCUUCAGCACCCACAUCCCCAGCCACUGUUGCACCAUCCUCAGACCCAACCCCUACAGCAUCCUCAGUCUCAUGGCUCCUUGAUGGGCCUUAGCUGCAGCCUGGCUGUGCAACAAGCUCUGCCCUCCUCCCAGUCUGGAUCAGUCAGCACUCUAACACACUCAGGACCAGUUCCCGAGUCGAUGACCUCCCUCCUCCACAGACACAGACAACCGCUGCCAGCCUCUUUGCCUGGCACCCUGCCAGACCCCGCCAUGCAAGGGGCAUCUGCUCAGCACGUGUCUAGAUCCAAACAGACACUGGGUCAUCAUCUCCAGCAGCACCACCCAGGAAUGGUCACCAUCAACAACCCUGUUACAUCCAUGGGUCAUAUGAUGGAGAUGAUGUCACAGCAUUAUCAGGCACCUCCACUACAGCAUCACCACCACCACCCUCAUCAUCAUCAUCAUCCUCAUCAUCCUCAUCAUCCACAGCCUCCAGCUCCACCCCUCACCUACCAACAGAGAUGUUCUGCCCCUCCUCCACAGCACCUGGGACGCUCCCACAGCCACCAGCUUCACCAGUCAGGGAAUGUACCGAUCAUUCAGGCUCACCACUCACCACCUUCACACCUACACCAGCACUCACCUCCUGCACCUCCCCUGACUGUUCCAGCACAGUUAUCACCAGUUGCACAGCAGAUGCAGCCCUCCCAGCCUUCCCAUUCCCAGCAUGCAGUGCAGGCAGGAGGUAGCUGCAGUGGUGGGGCAGGAGGGGCAGGAGGCGGUGGCAGCCGUCGCAGGAGGGUGGCAGAGCAGGACCCCGAUGAGCGCAGGCAGAAGUUUCUGGAACGUAACCGGGCUGCAGCCACUCGCUGCCGACAGAAGAGGAAACUGUGGGUAUCAUCGCUGGAGAAGAAAGCUGAAGAGCUGACACACACAAACCUGCAGCUACAGAAUGAGGUGACAUCACUGAGAUCAGAGGUGGGUCAGCUGAAGCAGAUUCUGCUCACCCACCAGGACUGUCCUGUCACCGCCCAGCAGAGAGAGGCACAGGGGUACACCACUGCAGGGGUGAGUCCAGGAGGAAGUCCCACCCCUGUAGAUCCCAGGUCUCAUCAGCAGGCCAUCCAUCACAACAGCAUCUCCACCUCCUCGACAGAUGGAGGUGACACAGGGCAAAACCCCCAGCCUGGAUGCUAGCUCUCACCACAUAGAGGAAGGGGGUGGGACUGGAUAACUGAAUCCUGCCAGACUGACUUAUAGUUCUGUGGUGAUAACACUUAAGUCUCACUAGACAGUGGUUCUGGAUACAAGAACUCACAAAUACAUGUAACCACAGGUAUUUCUCCACAUUAUAAUAAUCUUUUAUGACUGGAGAGGAGACCAGAGACACGUGUUUUAUUUUUCUGUAACAGGUACAAAAAAUUACCUUUUCUUUGUUAAAAGCUGUGAUGGUUAAAUGGCAAUUGGAUCCUGUUUUUAAUCAGAAAGUGUUUGUUGCUGUUCACAGCUACUAUAUCUGACCAUUGCCUGCUACCCGUUGACUAUGCACGCACACUAUCAUAACACAUUUCAUUUUAUCUUGCAUUAAUUUAAAAAAAGCAAAUAGUUUAUAUUUUUAACUGAGCAGCUACAAGUGCACUCUGUAUGCCUUCUUUUUGAUGAGGGACAGCUUAUCAAAACUAUGUAUUUUUAUACAAAUAAUUAAGACAAAGUUUUUUUUAAGAUUUCAAAUCAAGGUGUCUGUGUUGGAAAGCCAUUAAGACAUAAUUGUAGUGUUUCCUUUUAAGCACUUUUUAUUUUAAACUGCCCUAAAACACUAAAUAGCUUUAGCACCACCUCU